UCUGAUCUCCGCAGUGCCGCAUGGAGUGUAAGGACGUGUCGGCGGAGAUCCUCUAUGACGUCCUCCAUGACAUUGAAUAUCGCAAGAAGUGGGACACCAACGUCAUCGAGACCUUCGACAUCGGCAAGCUGACCGUCAACGCCGACAUCGGAUACUACGCCUGGAAAUGUCCCAAGCCGCUGAAGAACCGUGAUGUCAUCACUCUGCGCUCCUGGCUGCCCAUGGGGAGCGAUUACAUCAUCAUGAAUUAUUCCGUAAGACACGCGAAAUACCCCCCGAAGAAGGACCUUGUACGGGCUGUGUCCAUACAGACCGGGUACCUCAUACUUGGAGGAGGACGCAACAGCUCUACCCUCAUCUACCUGGCCCAGGUUGAUCCCAGAGGUUCCUUACCCAAAUGGGUCGUGAAUAAGUCCUCACAGUUUCUGGCUCCAAAGGCCAUGAAGAAGAUGUACAAGGCCUGCUUGAAGUACCCGGACUGGAAAAAGAAACACAACCCCCAGCACAAGCCCUGGCUGUACCCGGAGCAGAGCACCCUGCCCUCCAUCAGCCUGUCCGAGGUGUCCGUCCAGCACGCCGACUCGCUGGAAAAUAUCGACGAGAGCGGCAUGGCAGAGACCAAGGAUGACCGAGGAGACGGGAGUGACGAAGACAGCGUCAACUGAGAGCGCAGAACCUUUGCCA
Molecule: messenger RNA, 684 nt
Organism: Nanorana parkeri
Lineage: Eukaryota; Metazoa; Chordata; Amphibia; Anura; Dicroglossidae
Gene: STARD10
Product: StAR related lipid transfer domain containing 10
Exons: 5
Coding region: 21-665 (214 amino acids)
Molecular function (GO): lipid binding
Source: RefSeq, a predicted model, not a curated record